CCCUUGGAGACAGGACGCUCUCAGCUCCGGGCAUCCGUUCUUUCGCCGCCUUUGGGAAGAGUUGACCAGGGCUCACCAUGGAAGAACAGCCGCAGGAUGAGAAAAAGAGCCAGUCCCGCAGGCAGAGCCUGGAGACGCGGGAGGCGCAGGACAGGCGGCGUACUCUGUCCCAGACCCCAUCGGUGACCGGGCCAACUGAUGUUUCAGCCCGCGGGUCCCGAGGCAGCCUGGGGGCGCCACCGUCCCGAGGCAGCCCGGGACUGCCAUUGUCCCAAAAGAGCUCGGGGGCGCCAGGGUCCCAAGGCAGCCUAGGGGCGCCAGGUGAAGAAGCCACAGAGGGCAAGCCAAUGGAAAGCGUCCCCCAAAUGGGGUCCCAGAGCCUGCAUCAUCUGGUGGGUUUUGUUCCAAGCGACGUCAGCAUGCCUGAGACCUAUGCCCCCAUGGGUGGUUCUCAGUUUGGGCCCUAUCAGCCAAUGGACAUGAGCAGCGACACGUUUCAGCCUGAACCGCUGUUGUCUAGCAGCAGCUACCUGGAGGAGGACGAGGGGUCCCACGGCCCCUACACUAUAGACGACCCGCUAUUCAGAGGCUCUUAUAUGGAGCCCAGCUUCGGGCCCUUGGACUACGAGCUGCCCGAGCCUGAGCCCCGGGAGUUGAUGAUACAGAACGCCAAAGCCUACCUGCUGAAGACCAGCGUCAAGUGUGACCUCAGCCUGUACGAGCACCUGGUGAACUUGCUGACUAAGAUCCUGAAUGAGCGGCCCGAAGACCCCCUGGCCAUCUUGGAGUCCAUGAACCGGACCGUGCAGCAGGACUGGUUCCACAAGAAGCUAGAUACCCUGAGGGACGACCCCGAGAUGCAGCCCACCUACGAGAUGGCCGAGAAGCAAAAGAUCUUGUUCCUGCGUGGGGCAGGAGAGGGCGAGCAGGAGAUGGAAGAGGAAAUGACAGAGAUCCCCGUGCCCAACAUCAUCGAGUCGGCCUUUUACUUCGAGCAGGCGGGCGUGGGGCUGAACUCAGACGAAACCUUCCGCAUCUUCCUGUCCCUCAAGCAGCUGGUGGAGCAGCAGCCCGUGCAGAAGUGCCGCUUCUGGGGCAAGAUCCUGGGCCUGCAGCGCAACUACCUGGUGGCCGAGGUGGAAUUCCGCGAAGGCGAGGAAGAGGAGGAAGAGGAGGAGGCCGAGGAGCUGGUGGAAGGGGCGGGCGAGGGGAUGGAGGGUCGCGGCGAGGAGGAGGGCGAGGAGGACGAGGAGAAGGAUGUGGACGAGCCGCCCAAGCCCACGUGGAAGCCGCCGCCCGUGAUCCCCCGCGAGGACAGCCGCACGGGGGCCAACAAGUACCUGUACUUCGUGUGCAACGAGCCCGGACGCCCCUGGACCAAGCUGCCCCACGUCACGCCCGCGCAGAUCGUCAACGCGCGCAAGAUCAAGAAAUUCUUCACGGGCCACCUGGACACGCCCAUCGUCAGCUACCCGCCCUUCCCGGGCACCGAGGCCAGCUACCUGCGGGCGCAGAUCGCGCGCAUCUCCGCGGGCACCCAGAUCAGCCCGCUCGGCUUCUACCAGUUCGGGGAGGAGGAGGGCGACGAGGAGGAGGAGGGCGGUGCCGGGCGCGACAGCUACGAGGAGAACCCGGACUUCGAGGGCAUCCCCGUGGCCGAGCUCGUGGACUCGCUGGCCAACUGGGUGCACCACACCCAGCACAUCCUGCCCCAGGGUCGCUGCACCUGGGUGAAUCCCAACCAGAAGUCUGAGGAGGAAGAGGAGCUGGGGGAGGAAGGGGAGAAGGCAGAUGAACUGGAGGAGGUGGAACAGGAAAUUGGACCCCCACUCCUGACCCCACUAUCUGAAGAUGCAGAAAUCCUGCAGUUGGCCCCCUGGACAGCCCGCCUCUCCUGCCCCCUCUGCCCUCAAUACUCGGUGGCCAUGAUUCGAUCCAACCUGUGGCCUGGGGCCUAUGCUUAUGCCAUUGGCAGGAAGUUUGAGAACAUCUACAUCGGCUGGGGUCACAAGUACAGCCAGGAGAACUUCAACCCCACCCUGCCACCAGCGGUGCAGACGGAGUACGUCAUUGGGCCUGAGACCAUGGAGAUGGCUGACCCCACUGUGGAAGAGGAGCAGGCCCUGAAGGCUGCCCAGGAGCAGGCCCUGGCAGCAGCCGAGGAGGAGGAGGAAGAUGAGGAGGAUGAAGAGGAUGAGGAUGCCGAUGACUAAGGGG
Messenger RNA from Phascolarctos cinereus (koala), 2217 nucleotides. RefSeq names its product radial spoke head 6 homolog A (gene RSPH6A). The record is from RefSeq and is a predicted model, not a curated record. NCBI's taxonomy places the organism in Eukaryota, Metazoa, Chordata, Mammalia, Diprotodontia, Phascolarctidae. Gene Ontology annotation, biological process: axoneme assembly; cilium movement involved in cell motility; cilium assembly. Gene Ontology annotation, cellular component: axoneme; radial spoke.